This is a messenger RNA of Mobula hypostoma (lesser devil ray), 2489 nucleotides long. It is a transcript of the gene slc46a1, whose product is annotated as solute carrier family 46 member 1. The transcript has 5 exons. Gene Ontology annotation, molecular function: transmembrane transporter activity. Gene Ontology annotation, biological process: transmembrane transport. The record is from RefSeq and is a predicted model, not a curated record. Gene Ontology annotation, cellular component: plasma membrane. The coding region runs from base 34 to 1518 and encodes 494 amino acids. NCBI's taxonomy places the organism in Eukaryota, Metazoa, Chordata, Chondrichthyes, Myliobatiformes, Myliobatidae.
UGACAGGUCUUCGCCCCGCCCCCGAGUGGCGAGAUGGCGGCUGUCGAAGUCGAGGCCGAGCCCGAGCCCGAGCCCGAGCCCUCGCCGCUGCCGUCCCCGUCCCCCGCCGUGGGGCCGGCUCGAGCACCGGGCCUGGGGGCUCGGCUGCGGAGCUACUGCUGCUGCGUGACGGUAGAGCCCGUGCUGCUGAUGGCCAUGCUGGCCCUGGUGCUGCAGGUCCCGCUCACCACGCAGUACAUCUUCCAGAGGGUGAGCGCCGAGCUCGGAUUCAGCGGCAACCGGAGCCGAGGUUGCAACAGGUCGCGGGGGCCCGAGGCCCAGCUGGAGAGGGAGGUAGAGACAAUAACCUCACACUGGAAUCUGUACAUCAACGUGGGGGGCUUUGCUGUGGGACUUUUCUCUGUGACCCUGCUUGGACCGUGGAGUGACCGUGUCGGACGCAGACCGAUCCUGAUUGUGCCGGCCCUGGGCUUGGCUCUGCAGUCAGCCCUGUACCUCAUCGUAAUGUACCAGGAGCUGCCAGUUGUGUACUUUCUGAUCGGCCGCCUACUCAGUGCGCUGCUGGGGGAUUUCAGUAUCAUCCUGGCCGGCUGCUUCUCCUACAUUGCUGACAUCACUGACAGGUCAUCGCGCACCAUCCGCGUGGCUGUGCUGGAGUCGUGCCUGGGCAUUGCGGGGAUGGUUGGCAGCAUUAUCGGGGGGCAGUGGAGCAAGGCUCAGGGUUUCACCAAUCCGUUCUGGCUGGUGCUGGCACUGAACCUGGCCACUGCGGCCUAUAGCUUUGCCUUCGUCCGGGAGUCUGUGUCCACAAAGCAACCGGCCAGGCUCUUCACAGUCGAACACUACAGGUCGGUGUACCGCCUGUACUCGAGCGGCAGGCUGGGCCUUUGGCUGUACGCCCUCUCCCUUUUCAUAGUGGUAACAGUGCACUUCGGAGUGAAGGACGUCCUGAUUCUCUUCGAGCUGAGCUCGCCCUUGUGCUGGCAGUCUGAUUUGGUUGGGUACGGCUUGGCAAUGGAGCACCUGACCUACCUGAGUAGCCUCUUGGGACUGAAGGUGAUGAAGCUGUGCUCCGGAGACAGUGCCAUCGCAGGGAUCGGCCUCUUGUCCAACAUGGCAGGCUUGGUGUUGUUUUCAGUGGCUGCCACCAGCUCUCUCAUGUUCACAGGAUACGUGCUGCGAUUUCUUGCUAUGACCACAACUCCCGUGCUUAGAGCCAAGAUGUCAAAGUUAGUGGAGGUGACACAACAAGGAGCCCUGUUUGCCUCAGUGGCUUGUGUGGAAAACGCCUGCUCUCUAGUAUCGACAGUGGUCUUCAGCUCCCUGUAUCCUGCAACACUCUACUUCAUGAAGGGAUUCUCGUUUCUCUUCGGUGCUGCUCUCCUCCUCAUUCCAGCAGGGAUUAUCUGGAUCCUGGGGUGCAGAGGGACGGAGUUGCAAUAUCGCCGUUUUGGAGACUCCCCCCGAGAUGACCCCCUGAGCAGUGGUUGUGACGCCUCCUCCAUUGUGAAUGAGUGAACUUCCCGCGAUGUCUCCCAUUGUCACCCAUCCAGUUUUUAUCCAAAUGGUGGCCCUGAGCCACCAGCUCGUCAGAUUCCACUAAGUCUACCCCCGAUCUCUGAUGGUGACAGCUGGUACUCCGAGGACUGGAGAAUCAUUCAGCACAGAGGGAGGCUUUUCAGUCCGUCCACCCCUUACUGGCUGUCAGUCAGAGUUACUCUAUAGUCUCCCUGCUCUGCCCUUUCCGAUGUUCUUUAUACCCUUCUCUCCCUGGAAUGGUUAUGCACCUUGAAAUGUAUUACCAAUGAAAUUAGUUAAAUUUCAGAAAUGACCAAAAAAAAAUUAAGUACUACAGGAUCCUAAACACCAGAGACUCUGCAGAUGCUGGACAUUCAGAGCAACACACACUGACUGCUGGAGGAACUCAGCAGGUCAGGCAGCGUGUAUGGUGAGGAAUAAAGAGUCAAUGUCAGGGCUUGAUGAAGGGCCUCACUCCAAAAUGUUGAGGGUAUAUACCCCUCCAUAGAUGCUGCCUGAUCUGCUGAGUUCAUGCACCAUUUAUUUUAUGGAUUAGAUUAGUUUUAUUUGUCACCGUGUACAUGGAAACAUACAGUGAAAUGUGUUUUUGUAAAUGACCAACAGAGUCUGAGGAGGUGCUGGGGGUGGGGGAGCCCACACAUGGUGCUAUGCUUCUGGCACAGACAUAAUGUGCACCCAACUCACUAACCGUAACCCGUACAUGUGUAGAACGUGGGAUGAAACGGGAGAACCCAGAAGAGACCCACACAGACCCGGUGCUAUCACAAGAUCAUAAUUUUCCAGGACUUUUACUUGAUUAUACUUUUCCCAUGUUGGACAAAGCAGGACAGACAUACUUGCUGUGGUGGUUUUCUUGUCAUGUACAAGGAAAGGAAGAUGUUAACAUGUUUUAAGGACAAGUGCUGUGAAUAAACUCAGCUCUGCUGCCCUGCAGCCGUUUGUACGGUGGU